GUACAGCGUUUGAUGGCAGUGUGAAGGUUAACGAUAGCUACAACGUGAGUGGAUUUAACGUAACUAGAAUUGUAAUUCAUCCAGAAUACGUUUUUUUAAAAAUUAUUAUUUCUUUCCAAACGGCUUUAGUGUGUUAGACCAAACAGUGUAGCAACCUCACAGGCUUCAGACUCGGUCAUGGCCGGUCUGUCCAACUAUGCAUUGCGCAUGGCCAGACUGAGUUCACAGAUCUUUGGGGAGGUUGCACGUCCAACAGACUCCAGAUCUAUGAGGGUGGUCCAGCUGUUCCAGGAGCCUCCUAUAGCCAAGAGGAAGGAGGUUUAUGACUGGUAUCCACAGCACAAGGUUUACUAUGCUAUGACCCAGAAGCUGAGGUUCAUGGGACUGUUCAGAGACGAGCAUGAAGACUUUAAGGAGGAGAUGCGCCGCCUGAGGAAAUUAAGAGGAAAAGGGACACCAAAGAAAGGAGAGGGGAAGAGAGCGGGAAAGAAGAAAUGAACUGUAAUAUUACUACUCUGUUAUCAUUACACAGGACUUCAGUUUGGAGGCAGACAGAAUAAGACUAUGUCCACUGUCACCAUGGGGAGAUUUCAAUCCUGAAUGUAUUCCAUUGGUCAGAUCAGGGCUGUUUUCCUCUGCUGGCUAGAAGAAUUCCUUUAGGCAACAUCACACAUAAAUGCUCACAUCUGUGUCUUCUGUACUGAACUGAAUUUGCUCCUUUUUUAUUUAACAUUGUAUUACAUGUAGGUCACAAAGAGCUACUCAAAUGCUAACAUAUGACUUUCUGUUAGGUACCACUGAAACAAGCAGCUCAUUAUCAUCAUUCAGGAGUAGAUAGAACAGUAAGAAGCCUAUGCUCAUGUAUUUUUAGGAUUCACAGAGUUAAAACAAAUGCUGUUAUGUUGCAGCUACAUUGUUGCUAAAAUCAACUAACCAAUAAAUGUUAGCUGGUGUUAGCUUGACUGUUGCUGGAAAUUAUGUCCAGAACAAGACAAAAGUUUGUGUUUUCCAAAUAUAAUAAAUGUGAGGAAUGUGUAAUGUUGUGAAGCUUCCUCUGUAUGCUGUUCAAAGUAAUGAGAAGCCACAAUAAAACCACGACACUUCA
Molecule: messenger RNA, 1105 nt
Organism: Amphiprion ocellaris (clown anemonefish)
Lineage: Eukaryota; Metazoa; Chordata; Actinopteri; Pomacentridae
Gene: mrps33
Product: mitochondrial ribosomal protein S33
Exons: 3
Coding region: 178-498 (106 amino acids)
Cellular component (GO): mitochondrion
Source: RefSeq, a predicted model, not a curated record